ACUGAAAAAUAUCCUGUCCAAGACACAGGAGUACCUAAAGAUGAGGAAUACCUAACAGAUCAAGUUACAUUGGAAAUUGCAUCUGUGAACAUCAAGACCCUUACGUCAGAUUCUGGCCUAAUCCAACAGCCAGAAGACAAAGACACGCAAAACCAUAGUGACGAAUCACUUUCAGAUCUUAAGAAAACCUGCAAGGAAAAUGGCACCUGCUCUUUGUGUUUAUUCCGUGCACCGACCAUCAGUGACAUGCUCAAUGAUGAGGACUUGUUGUACACAGUGAGGCUAAAGCUGGAUCCCUGCCACCCAACAGUGAAAAACUGGAGAAAUUUAGCAAGCAAGUGGGGGAUGACUUAUGAUGAAUUGUGUUUCCUUGAACAGAAGCCCCAAAGUCCCACCUUGGAGUUCUUGCUACGGAAUAGUGACAGGACUGUGGAGCAGCUGAUUGAUCUCUGUAAAUUUUAUAAGAGAGUUGAUGUUGUAAAAGUGCUGCUGAAAUGGGUGGAGGAGGAAUGGCCCAAGAGAGGGAACAGAACUUACCAGAAUGACUUCUAGGUCAAAGAAAAUUGUUAGUCCGUACGUGUUAAAUGCUGGGACUAGCUGCCACUAGUACCUGGGAAGUUUCCCUUGCAAGAGAGAGAGAGAGAGCCUGUACUGACGGUUUGUAUACUGUGUAAGCUUUACAUACUGUAUACACAUACAUAUGUUUUGUGCCCUCAGGGUUGCAAAGAUAACCUUCGAAAAAAUGGAUGGAAUAAUGCAGGUUGUGUUCUUGAGUCUACAAAUGCCUUCAGUUUCUUUGCU
Molecule: messenger RNA, 801 nt
Organism: Pelecanus crispus (Dalmatian pelican)
Lineage: Eukaryota; Metazoa; Chordata; Aves; Pelecaniformes; Pelecanidae
Source: RefSeq, a predicted model, not a curated record